ACCGAGUGACCAACAUGGCGAGCUCCACUGCAGUUGUUGGAACAAGCAUCUCAAUACGUUUGAAAAACCUAGCUGUCAAAUCCAUUGCCCAGAGAUGUGUAGAAGUGGAUUCCAUCAUCAAGUCAACAGGAGGGAAGGAACUGAGAAAUGCCCUCCCAGACCUGCUAGAGCACAUCUUUGGCCUUGAUACCGAGCCUGGAUGGGGACUGGACAUGCUUUGUCGUUCCAAUAACACACAUGACUUUGAUGCAGUCAGGAAGCUUCUAGCCCCUGAGGGUCCUCUUUUAACACUAAUAAGUAGUCUACAAGUGGACCAGUACAUAAGCUAUGAAUUUCCAACAAAAUAUUUGCCUGCUCCUACAAGGAACAUCAUUGAAGAAGGAGGAAUUCCUCUGUUUUAUGCUAAUAAACUACAGUACCAGAACUACGGACGACCGACAGUAGUGCUCAAUGCAUUUGAGUGCUAUCUGUUCCACUUUGUGUAUUGCCUGGUGAGUCCUGCCUGGCAGAAGAGAAACCCGUCUUGGAACACACUGACUGACUGCCUGUAUCCCUGUCUCAUAGACGAUUACCUUAGCUACUUCCUGCCACUACAUAAAGACAGCCUGCCUGCAAUGCCCCACACUAUCUCUCCCAUGCGCAGUCCAAUGGCACACUCCAUUAUAGGAGGAAAAUCACCCAGUAAUGUGACACCACCCAAGACAAGGUCAAGGUUAGGUCUACUGAAGUCUAGCUUCACAACCAUGCCUAAACAACACACACAGGGCUCACCCGUGUUUGGUCAGAGUGAGGCAGAGACCUGGCGCUCGGAAACACUGCUCCAGACUUUAGUUGAGUUUUGGCUGAAUCAGAACCCAGUUGAGGUUGAAAGACAACUGCUGACAGGCAGUGCUAUGACCAUGUUUGCCCCUUCCCGGCGGCCUCGAGGACCAUUUGACUAUUUGUAUGAACACUUCAUGCCGAGUAAAAACCACACUCGCCUUGUACGCAUGCUCAUCAAACAUAUCCAUAACUUUGUCAAUACUGCGCCCCACGAUGUGAUGACAUCAUCGUACCAGACCCAUCUGGUGUCGCCUCUCGAUGAGUUUAAAAAGAAUCUAAUCCCACACAUCAUCCAGAAGAAGUUGUAUGCCUUCCUCAGACACGGAUUCGACCGCUGGCCUCUGGAUUCAUCUUUUAGGCUGAUGCUGGAGACUUGGUUGACGUACAUCCAGCCGUGGCGCUACAUCCCGAGUACCAACAACAACUGGACCAAGCAACGCCGUGAUAGUGACUCGGAUACCAAGGCUGUGGAUGAAAUCCGCUGGCACCCCUUUGUGGAGGACAACUUGCUGUUUUACACUGUGCUGUUUCAAGAGUUUCUGUGUCGCGUGUUCCGUAUGGACCUCACCGCUCCCAUCAAUGGCCUUAUGUUGUACAGGGUGGCAAAGGUAUUCAGUCUCCAAAACCUGUCGGCUCUAAUACGCACAGCUGAGCGGGAUCUUUGUUCCUCCCUGUACCGGUCACUACGAUUGUCCCCGACCCACGACCUGGGAGGUAGUUAUCUGUCCCAGGAGACCAACCUCAGCCUGCACACACAGAUCUCCGAGCUAGAACGGUCUGGUUUCCAGUAUUCUCCUCUGUUUGGGCCUGCGGCAGAACCAACCAUGCUGGCUGUAACUGAUGUAAUGAGACAGAUAUGCCAGGCCAAGACUACCAUCACUAGUGUGGAAUCCUCUCGGACAAAGGCAUCAAAAUCUGGACUGUCCUCACUCUUUGAUAUGUCUAGCUGGUUUGAGGACCAAAACAAGAGUUUUGGAGACCUCAGUGUUGCCGAGGUGAAGAAACUUCAUAGUUACCUUGAGAUGAGCAUCAAAGGAUUAUGUAAUGUAUUUGAGAUCCCGCCUGUAGAGUACCUGACCCACGGUAUGUGCUCCUCUCCGUAUGACCAGACAUCAGUGUUGGGACAGACCUCAUUUCUGGGCAGCCUGUCUGAGCCUGGGACACCCGACUGUGAGGAUACAGAGGACGGUUUCAGACUUACACCACUCGGUAGAUACCAGAUGAUGAAUCGGAUGAAAAAGUUUGAUGUUGGUUACCAAGGGGACCCAGCCUUGCAGCCAAUCAGAAGUUUUGAGAAUGCCUUACUUGUACGCUUACUUCAUCAGUUCUGCCUGUUUUUUAACACGCAUUUUCACUCGGAGAUCCUGAACCUUUACUACAGAGAAGGAAUCUUCGGGAAAAUGUUCCAGGUGUAUCUGUCCCCCCCACUCAUGCCAGACAAAAAUCUUAAUUCACCGAUUUCAAAAAACAUGCAAAAGGAACUCGAAACACCAAGACUUAGUCUUCGCUUUUUGGCGAACUAUCGUAACUUGAUGUAUCUAGGACUUGUGUAUGUUUUCAUGAGAUUUCUGUUCGGACUCAGUCCGAUAGGAUACUUUUUCUUUCUGUUAUUCUGUGGAAUUGUGAUCGGAUUCCUUCGAGCGUUAGCACAACCGAGACAAAUAGCACACCUACAAAGUGAUACGUGAUGGACAGAUUCUCAUAUACUACAGUGAUAACCGUGUCUCCUGGUACAAAUAGGAGGUGAUACAGGAGAGGCAGCUGGCUGUAAAUUACUGACUAAGUUAUGUAUUCUGGGCAUACACAGGAAGCAAUGCAUGAAAUGCAGACUGCUGUAGACUACUGACCUGACUUAUACAGCUGGAACAUAGAUGAUUCACAAAAGGCAGACUGCUGUAGACUACACUUCCAUCUAUCAUAGAGCCCUGAUUGCUGGUAGGACUAACUGUGGCUUGAAUAUAUACUAGACAAGAAAAUGUUGAUAUUUUCGAAACCUUACAGUACGUGUUCAUCCAGUGGUAGUGACAACACAGGUCAGUCAGAUACGUACUGAAUCACCUGAACAGUUAGGGCUCUCAAUCACAGACAGCCAAUGAUGUCACCUGGACAGUUAGGGCUCUCGAUCACAGACAGCCAAUGAUGUCACCGGGACAGUUAGGGCUCUCGAUCACAGACAGCACAAUGAUGUCACCCGGACAGUUAGGGCUCUCAAUCACAGACAGCCAAUGAUGUCACCUGGACAGUUAGGGCUCUCAAUCACAGACAGCCAAUGAUGUCAACGUGCACAGUUAGGAUUGCUGUAGACUUAGGAACAGCGACAGAUCAAGGUUGUUGUGAUUUCAGUCACAUAGACAGUUGUGCUUAGAGUACCUAUUCAUGGGUUUAGUUACUUGUAUCAUCAAAACCAGAGUUCAAAUCGAAUCCAGGAAGCAAUCUGUGAUGAAUUUUUUUUAAUUCAUAGACCUUCUGAAUGCCAAAAAUAAAAACAAACAAAAACCAAUUUGAUUCAAAUACAAGCUAGCUAAUGGCCACUGUAUAAUUAUAAACAGUGUAUUUACUACUGCUGAAUGAUUCAAAUUCAGAUUUAAAUUAAAACCAUGGAAUAUAUUAUUUGAUUAUGAAAGGAACAAUGCUGACAUUACUGUUACUUAAUUGUUUAAAUGAGUUUCUGUUAUUUGGAGUAAUGUUGUGGUUAGAGUGAUUAACAAGCUUAUAUCAUAUACCUAACAAAUAACAACAAAAUACUCCUAGUAUACUGUUCACCUUGAAAAUGUUCACCAGUUUAACUUUUCGCCCUCCAUAAUGAGGUAGAAUUUAUAGUAAUAGCAAACAUUAGUAUAUAUAAACUUUAUUUAUUUUACAACAAUUAUGAAACAAAUUUUCACAACUUAUAUUAAUCACUCUUGUUGCCCGGAUGGUCUUAAUGUGGGAGGAAACCAGAGUACCUGGAGAAAACCCAUGUGGUCGGGCAGGUGACCCCAUAUGUUUUUCACGUCCGAUCAUGGAAUCGAACCCUCGACGCCUUGGUGAAAGGCAAGUGUGCUAUCCACUGCGCCACCAGACCAACCCAUUACACCACCAAACAUUAGUAGACAGCAUCAUUAAUAAUUAAUAAUCAAAUGUGAAGGGCAGAAUUAGCACUGGAUGGAUAUGGAUUGUGUAGCUAGGGUGAAAGUUUCCCGUUAUACAGUAGAUGUAAGUGAUUUAAUCUACAACAAAUCAUCUGUGUUGACAGUAUUUAUUUUUAUAAUCAACUUUGUACACAUGAGAUAUCUAAUAUGUAUGCAGAGUAAAUGUUUAGUUUGUAUGAGGUGAGAAUUGAUACAUGUAUGCUUUAUAUGGCUUUACAGUUCUUGAAACAGGAGAUAUGAGCAGAGAGGUUGCAGGAGUAUCAUAAAGUGGGAAAAGAUACCAGGUGGGAGAGUUGGGGAAGAGAUAAAGUGGGAAAAGAUACCAGGUGGGAGAGUUGGGGAAGAGAUAAAGUGGGAAAAGAUACCAGGUGGGAGAGUUGGGGAAGAGAUAAAGUGGGAAAAGAUACCAGGUGGGAGAGUUGGGGAAGAGAUAAAGUGGGAAAAGAUACCAGGUGGGAGAGUUGGGGAAGAGAUAAAGUGGGAAAAGAUACCAGGUGGGAGAGUUGGGGAAGAGAUAAAGUGG
Messenger RNA from Mizuhopecten yessoensis (Yesso scallop), 4476 nucleotides. RefSeq names its product sphingomyelin phosphodiesterase 4-like. Lineage: Eukaryota; Metazoa; Mollusca; Bivalvia; Pectinida; Pectinidae. Gene Ontology annotation, biological process: ceramide biosynthetic process; sphingomyelin catabolic process; glycerophospholipid catabolic process. Gene Ontology annotation, molecular function: sphingomyelin phosphodiesterase D activity. Bases 15 to 2510 code for a protein of 831 amino acids. The record is from RefSeq and is a predicted model, not a curated record. The transcript is spliced from 18 exons.